This is a messenger RNA of Hibiscus syriacus, 351 nucleotides long. Its product is annotated as oleosin Zm-I-like. The record is from RefSeq and is a predicted model, not a curated record. The coding region runs from base 1 to 351 and encodes 116 amino acids. Gene Ontology annotation, biological process: lipid storage. Gene Ontology annotation, cellular component: monolayer-surrounded lipid storage body; membrane. The transcript has a single exon. Lineage: Eukaryota; Viridiplantae; Streptophyta; Magnoliopsida; Malvales; Malvaceae.
AUGGGAGAAAGGGCUCAACAACAGCAAACUGGCGGAUCAAUGAUCUUGGCAGCACUGGCUGCACCGCUGCUGGGAAUGAUGGGGCUCAGCUUCUUGGCAGCAUCGGCACUGCUGUUUAUAAGCUUGCCUCUGCUGAUACUUUUCAGCCCUCUGCUACUCUUUGUUGGGUUGUUUUUCUUGGUUGCCUUGGUCGGUUUUGUCAUCGCCGCAACCGCGGCUUUGGCCGGUGUCUCGACUCUAGCAUGGAUGUAUAGAGAAAUAAGAGGUAGUUUAGGAUUAGGUUCCAGGGGGAGUGAAUUGGUCCCUGUGAAGUAUUUGCAGCGAGACUGGCAAGAGAUUUCAACCAUCUGA